AUGCCCGAUUUGAGUGCCGGGUCGGGUGGUGCCACGAGAGGGUCCACAUCGACAUCCACACAACAACAACAACAACAACAACGAAACGACGAUCUGCAGUCGGCUGCCACGAGUAAUGGUCUCGCUACAUUGCUGGAAGAAGAAACGGUGGAUCAUCACAGCAGCAGCAAAUAUAGCAGUACAGCCGCUGGCUAUAAGAAUUCCCAUUCCGACAAUAAAAUUAAAAAGGCCAGUCUAAAAAAGGAUGACGCCGCCUACAGCAAAAGCAUCGACGACCUCUCCUCCUUCUCCAAAGCCAGCAUGAUCAGUGACCGCAGCAAGCCCAGUGCCAAACAACAACUACAAGAUUUCAACAACAACAGCAAUGACAAAUCGCCCGCCAGUCUCGAAAUGCCUCCCUCCAAGAGACAACCCAGUCUGGGGUAUCAACCAAAUCCCAGUUUUCGUAGCAGUGGCAACAGCAUUAGCCUGCCCGGAGCCCAUGCUACGGCGGGAAUACAAUCUAGUGACAUGGUGUUGCCCGCGCAACCCAUCAUGCUAGAGCAGCAAUCCUCGGUCCACACCAACGGAGUCAGCAACGAGACCACGACUUCGGAACACAACAACAAUCACGACAACAACAACCAUAUCACUGUUCUUUCGAGUAAUACUCGCCAGAACCACAAUCAUUCACAAGCACAUCCGGAUCCCGAAAUGGCACUCCGUACGAAUAAUAAUACCUACGAACCCGAAGCACGGCCGGUAAUGGAACAGAAUCUGCCACAAGCCACACCCUUUUCCACAACGGGCAACAACGAGGCGGCCGAAGAGACCAAAAAGGAUGUCUGCCUCCGAUUAUCCAUGAUGGCCAAUUUGGUCAUGUUUAUCAUGAUUGGAAUCAUUGUGGGGGUGAUUCUCAGUCGAAGGAGCAAAAGUAGUAGUGAUAGCAGCAGCAAUCCGGAUGAUGGCAAUUAG
Molecule: messenger RNA, 954 nt
Organism: Seminavis robusta
Lineage: Eukaryota; Bacillariophyta; Bacillariophyceae; Naviculales; Naviculaceae
Source: the annotation of a GenBank genome assembly